Epinephelus lanceolatus (giant grouper) is the source of this 5448-nucleotide messenger RNA. RefSeq names its product collagen, type VI, alpha 1 (gene col6a1). NCBI's taxonomy places the organism in Eukaryota, Metazoa, Chordata, Actinopteri, Perciformes, Serranidae. The record is from RefSeq and is a predicted model, not a curated record.
CUCUUCCUCCUCCAUUCUCCUCCUCCCUCUCCGUGCCGUGCGCUCUGGUCCUCCUCUGCGCGCUCUGUGUCUUCGCCUCCGACAGACUGCGACGGAGCGCUGGAUCACGAAAAGUUUGGCGAAUCGGUUUAGAGGUGCCGGGCUCGGGGCCGGAGAGGUUCGGUGUUUGUUUCUGGGGGUGUUGUGUGUGUUUUUUAAUUAUUAGUUUUUUUGAAGUUUAGCCAUGGAGACUCUCAGAGGUCUCCUCGCGCUGUUGUGCGUUCUCCUGGCUGGAGCGCAAAACCAGAACCAGCUGGGAGGCAAGUUUGCGGACUGUCCUGUUGACCUUUUCUUUGUGCUGGAUACAUCUGAGAGUGUCGCCCUCAGACAGAAACCUCCCAGCUUUUAUAUCGACCAGAUCAAAACAUUCACCAAUGACUUCAUAGAUGAACUCAAGGACAUGCGCCACCGAUGUGACCGCACCCUGACGUGGAACUCAGGAGCUUUGCACUACAGUGACGAUAUCAAACUUGUGUUCGAACUGAGCGACAUGAGGACUAAACGCAAUGACAUGAAGGCCGCCGUCAAGAAAAUCGACUACAUUGGCAAGGGCACAUAUACUGACUGCGCCAUCAAGAGGGGCCUCGCUGAGCUGCUCAUUGCGGGCUCCCACUACCAUGAGAACAAAUACAUUGUGGUGGUGACUGAUGGUCAUCCUAUCACUGGUUACAAAGAGCCAUGUGGAGGUGUGCAGGAAGCUGCGAAUGAAGCCAGGCAACAUGGAGUCAAAGUGUUCGCAGUCGCCAUCUCACCUGACCAGGAGGACACCAGACUUUCACUCAUUGCCACAGACCAGACCUACAGACAGAAUUUCACUGCUGCAGACGACGCCCGAUCCACCAAGAUGGAAACCAUUCGCACCAUCAUUGACAUGAUCACAAACGCAACGAAGGAUGCGUGUUGCUCUUUCGACUGCCAUGCUCCAGGAGGGCCUAAAGGACCAGACGGAGACAUCGGUGCUAAGGGAGAAACAGGAAGACCAGGGAUGCCAGGAGAGAAAGGAGAUGUCGGCGACAUGGGCAGUAUCGGAGAUCCUGGUCCCGUUGGUUACAGUGGAAUGAAGGGAGACCGUGGAGGCAGAGGAGAGAAGGGUGACAGAGGACACAAAGGCUACAAGGGAGACAAAGGUCAAAGAGGAAAUGAUGGAAUCGAUGGACGCAAGGGUGAAGAUGGUUUCCCCGGUCUUCCCGGCUGUAAAGGAUCUCCCGGAUCAGACGGCAUGCAGGGAGACCCUGGACCAAAGGGAGACCCUGGUCCUUACGGACAGAAAGGAGAAAAAGGAGAUCCCGGAAAUGACGGUGAUCCAGGAAGGCCUGGAAACUACGGCCCACUGGGACCUCAGGGUGAGCGGGGCCCUCGCGGAAACAACGGGGACAAAGGAGAACGCGGUGAUGAUGGCGCACCAGGACCGGAUGGAGAUCGCGGCGAGGGAGGACAAGUUGGAGAGAAGGGUGAGCAAGGUUCCCGCGGAAACAGAGGUCCAAGAGGAGAGCCGGGAGAUCCAGGACCCCGUGGAGAGCAGGGGAGGGAGGGCUCAACUGGCCCCAACGGAGAACCUGGCGAGCCUGGCAGAGCUGGGUCUCCUGGCUACAGAGGAGAUGAAGGACCACCUGGACCAGAAGGACCCAAAGGACCGAGAGGAAUCAAAGGAGCUCCGGGAGACAGAGGCCAGAUGGGGGAGAGGGGAGUAGAUGGUGCGCCAGGAAAUGGUACCGCAGGCUGUCCUGGUUUCCAGGGUUAUCCUGGACCCCGCGGAGACCCUGGUGAGCCGGGUGGUAAAGGAACUCCUGGACCCAAAGGAGACGACGGAGAUCCCGGAGAUCCAGGCGAAGAUAACAACCAGCCAGGACCUGAAGGACCUAAAGGGCCCAAAGGUCACAGAGGACCUGAGGGCAAGCCGGGACCUCCUGGGCCUCCUGGACCACCAGGAACUGAUGAAUGUGAAAUUCUGGAUAUCAUCAUGAAGCUCUGCUCUUGUUGUGAGUGCAAGUGUGCGCCCAUGGACCUGUCGUUCAUUGUGGACAGCUCAGAGAGUAUCGGUGAUACAAACUUUGCUCUCUCCAAAGACUUCAUCAUCGCAGUCAUAGACAGACUGACCAAAGACCAGCAGCUCAAGUUUUCAGGUAAUGACUCCGGGCUGAGUGUGGUACAGUACAGUGGAUCCAAAGCACAGGAAAAAAUCCGACUGGGCGUCGAAGCUGCCACCCUCAACGAAUUCAAACAGAAAGUGAGAGAGUUGCGCUGGCUGGCUGAGGCUACCUACACAGGCGAGGCCCUCGAAUAUUCCCUGGACAACACAAUCAAACUGAUGACGCAUGACAACAAAGUUGUGAUUGUUCUCACAGACGGACGUUCUGAUAUUAACAGGGACAAGGUUCCCCUCAAUGUACUCUGUGGUAAAGACCUCCGGGUGGGCGGUAUAGGAGUGAAGGACUACUCAGGCCGUGAACCCAACCAAGAGCAGCUCGGAGAGUUGGUUUGUAAGAGUGACCCUAAACCAGGCUUUCCAAUUGUGCUGGACAACUAUGCCCAGCUGCUGGAGGACUCUUUCCUGCAGAACCUCACAUCCAACAUCUGUCAAGAAAAGAAAUGCCCAGACUACAAAUGUCCCAUCACUUUCACUGAAGGUGCCGAUAUUUUGAUGAUGAUGGACAGCUCCGCCAGUGUGGGCCAGAAGAACUUUGAAACAAGCAAGGUCUUUGUCGAACGCUUGGCCGAGCGUUUCCUGUCUGCCAAGAAGGCGGGUGGUGCCACUGUCAGAGUAGGUCUGGCCCAGUACAGCCGAAACGCCGCAUGGGAGCAGGAGAUGACUACCGACCUGACCCUGCUGAUCAAUAAGACAAGAGAUGUGGCCUUCCAAAAUGACGGCACCAACGUGCUGGAGGCCAUGGACUUUGCCAUUAAGAAUUUACGUGGCCGCCGUGGUCGUGACCGUGGGGACACAUCGGGAGACAAGAGGAAGCUGGUGCUGUUCUCUGACGGCAGGUCUCAGGCCAUCACCCCGGCCCAGCUGCAAAAGCGCGUUACUGAUGUGGCGGAUGCCGGCUUGGAGCUCUUUGUCAUCGCUGUUGGCAGCCAAGUCAACGAGGCCAACCUCCGCACGCUGGUGAGCAGGGGGCGGCCGGACGACAUCUCCUACGCACAGCGCCACCUGUUCCGUGUCCCAGACUACGCCUCUCUGCUCCGCGGGGUCUUCCACCAAACCGUCUCCCGCAGGGUGGCCAUGCCCUGAGCGCGGGGAGAGCGAACAACAGGACCAACACGCUUUAGAUUUUUAGUCCCAAUAUGAAUAAUCAGUCUCACUCAUUUACCAAACACUGUGUUCGAGUUCUUAAAAAAAAAAAAUGUCACAAAACGACAAAUGAUUGUGUGGCAGACAAAUGGAAAUGUCUUCAGUUCCCCAGGGACUUUUUUACCCUGAGCUCAGCAUCCAAGGCAGACUAUCUCAGGCUGUGUACGAUUUCCACCUCCUAUUCUGGGACCAUUAAACUAUAACCAAAGUGAUGGUGCUAACCUGAACCGUGUCAGAGAUGUAGAGCUUGUUGUGACAGUACACAACUAGCAGGAACUGCUGCCUGGCAAGCAAAGCGCAGGGUACAAAAGUCCCAUUUCAAAUGGGUUGCCUCGGUCCUGGAGAGCCACCAGUAGUCGCCACAACUUCAAUAAACUUCUAGCUUUUAAAUGCAUUGGGCUGAUUUGUACUCAGGUAUUCUGCAUCACUUUCAGCUAGUCUGGACCCUCGACUAACUUCAGCUAACGUGUGUGGGUUGAAAACAGCUCAUUGGUAGCUCUCCAGGACCGAAGCUCCUGCCAUUUGAAGGGUUUGUGUUUAAGGUUUAAUGUGGACUCAUUUUGUAGCUCUUACCACUCUUUCAAGUGGUGUCGAAUUUGUGGUGUUACAACGUAAGCAAACCAAAGAACGUACAAAAACUGCUACCUUUAAUGCAGAUGUCCAAUCAGUGUUGAUAAUGUCAUCUACUGAAGCAAUAACUCUGUCAGUGUGCGCUUUAUUGAUAGACAAGCUGUUGUUUUUCUGCAUUUGGAGCCAUGCUUACAUGCACCAGGAUAUAUGCCAUUGCGAUAUUUGUGCGCACCGAAACACCUGUUAAUGUACAAACCUUUCAUUAUGUUUAAAAAUCCAUGUGCUUCUUCUUCCAACCAGAAAUGUGGACUUUUCUUUUGCAUCUCAAAAACUGUUGGUGAGUUGGUUUGUGCACGAUGUACAGAGCCGACCGUAACUAGGCGAGACGCAUAUUUCGAAUGUGCUGUAUUCAGUCCAAAUGCUCCUAAACCUGAGUAAUAUCGGCACAUCCCACCUGUCUUACACAGAAAAUGUGACACUCAGAAAAAGGCCUUGUUUUGAAAAUCCAAAUGGAAUAUGCUGUUUACAUGACCCAUAUCAAAUCCGAAAUAUUGUCUUAUUCGUAAAAAGAAAUAGUGGAAUAUUAGUGUGCAUGUAAAGGUAGUCACUGUCACGUCAAAUGGCGGCGCUGGAAGCACAAAGAACAACAGAUUUAUAGCUGCAAACUCAGCCCUCUCAUUCAACACAGCAAGCAGUGAGGAAUUUAUUCCCUCAGUUGACUCCAUUUAUCACCAACACUAAUUACACGUCCACAUAAAAGGUGGCAUAUUCUCCCUUUAAUUUGGACGGCUGGCUCAUGAUUGGCCAGUCAGCUUUAUUUUAGGUGUAGCCACUAUAAAUCAUAUUAAAAUGGUCAGCUGGAAACUUUUCCAACGUGUUGAAAACUCACACCCGACAUCACUUGAAAGCUCUGUUAGAAACAGGAUAUGACAUCAGGCAGACUCCUAAACAAAACCAUCAGCACUUCACCUGGUACUAAUGAGGACACGACAGCUGGACUCAACAUGUGUGAUUCUGCCCGGGUGUGUGUGUGUGUGUCUGUUUGUGUGUGUGAGUGUCAGCACAUCAAUUACAUGUGUAUGUGUGAGGAGGUGAUUCUUUAUGUGUAGCCUUGGGCUGUUCUCUAAACAGUUGUGCUCGGGUCACUGGCUCAUAUGACAGAAACCUGUUCCUCUUUGGCCUCUGUCAAACACACACACACACACACACACACACACACACACCUACCUUCGUGCUUCAUCAGUGAGGUAGGAAAACAUCUGUCAGGGUUGAAGGCUGGAAAAGAAACCUAAUGGGACUCAUGCCCAUCACACCCACAUCCACACACAGAAGACAGUUUGUACCUUUUAGCUCAGCUGUAAUUUCCACACCUUCAGUUUCGCUGUCAUCAGUGACCCAGAAUCACUGUGCUAUUGAUAUUAUCUGUGGUGCUAUUAGUCUCAGUGUAUCAGUCUCUACCCAUGUUGUUAAAGAAGAUAUUUUUACCUGAGGGUGCAAAACCUCAGUAGUUUUGUAAGAGCUCCUUCAAUAAAGGUUGCUACACCACA